CACAUGGUCCCUCCUGCUCCCUUGUCCCAAAUCCUAGUCAACCAAUCCCACCUCCAUGCCCCUUCUAUAUAAACCACCCUUAGGAACCAUUGCAAGCUGCCUAGCUAUCAGGUCAUCGUUAGCUUGUGCCUGAUCUAAGAUCAUCACCACCACCACCACCAACAACAACAACAAUUAUAUCAUGGCCGAGACCCGGAUGGACUCCAUCGCCCGGCCGACGAAGGGCGGCAAGGGGUUCGGCAGGCGGUGCGCAUCACUUGUCAAGGAGCAGCGUGCCAGGAUCUACAUCCUGCGCCGCUGCGCCACGAUGCUGCUUUGCUGGUACAUCCAUGGAGAUGACUAGAGAGAGUAUGGGGCUUGGGGUAUGCAUGCCACGAUCUCCAACUAUAUACCAUCCUAUAUACUAUCCUUGACCUCUUUGGUUUGGCUGGCUAACAAUGAUAGCAGGCAGCUUAUUAGAAACCCUAUAUACCAUGGCCAUGAUAUGGUUUUCUUGUUUCAUCCUUUCAUCGCCUAUCCUUUGGUCUCUCUCUCUCUUUUUAUCCGGUUCAGCGUUUGGUGGACUGGGUUUAUGGAUUUUGAGGAGGAGGGGGAGGUUUGUCACAGAGGUGAUGAGAAGAUUGCAGCAUGGGUGGUUUUGCAGAUGAGCGCUGAUCUCCAUGUUGUUGUAGGAGGGCUAAAAUGUUUUGUUCUUCUUUUUAGAUUGUGUUUUUGACGUGGAACGAAAGACUUCCAUGUUAUGACAGCGCAAAGAUGUCUCUUAGUAUAUAGCUGAAGUUGUAAUGUAUAAAUUGAAUCUGGUUACCAUUACUCUAUUGUACUUGCUAGCAAUAAAUGAA
Molecule: messenger RNA, 839 nt
Organism: Elaeis guineensis (African oil palm)
Lineage: Eukaryota; Viridiplantae; Streptophyta; Magnoliopsida; Arecales; Arecaceae
Product: small polypeptide DEVIL 19-like
Biological process (GO): negative regulation of cell population proliferation
Source: RefSeq, a predicted model, not a curated record